UUGCUGCGAGUUCGUGUGGAAGGCGCGGUCUGUCCUGUAAUCUAGGAGUGAGCGUAGUUUUGUCAUUCGACGGUUUGGGAGGGUACGGGAAAUCUAGAGCGAUUAAACAAAUAGAAGCCGGAGACCCAGCACACAUCGCCGGCCUGCCAUGACGCAAAACUCCGCUAGCAAGCUACUGAAUGGAGACACCUUACACCGGACGAAACAAGACAAGAAAGCGGGCGGAAAUGGGUUCGUGAAGAACCACUGCUUGUUCCAGCAGCAGCAGAAGCGAUACCGCCGCCCGGCGGAGAAGAGCCAUCAUGCUUCACGCACUUUACUUUAUAAAAAAACAUUUGUGGAGUCGUUUGAGGAGACGCCUCUGCUGGUUGCCGUCCUCACCUACAUGGGCUACGGCAUCCUUACCAUUUUUGGCUAUCUGCGAGAUUUCCUGAGGGACUGGAAGCUUGAGAAGUGUCAUCUGGCCAGAGAGAGAGAAGAACAGAAGGAUUUUGUUCCACUGUACCAGGACUUUGAGAACUUCUACACCAGGAAUCUGUACAUGAGGAUCAGAGACAACUGGAACAGGCCCAUACGCAGCGUCCCUGGAGCCAAGAUGGACCUUGUGGAGCGGGUCACACCUGACUACAACUGGACCUUUGAACACACAGGAAAGGUUCUGAAAGAUGUUAUUAAUAUGGGCUCGUAUAACUACCUCGGCUUUGCUGAAAAUACUGGCACAUGCGCUGAUACUGCCUCUGAGUGCACGGAGAAAUACGGCGUGGGGGUGUGCAGCACCAGGCAAGAGCUAGGAAAUAUUGACAAGCAUGAAGAGCUGGAGAAGCUGGCGGCCAGGUUUUUAGGGGUGGAGUCAUCCAUGGUCUUUGGAAUGGGCUUUGCUACAAAUUCCAUGAAUAUUCCUGCGCUCAUGGAAAAAGGCUGUCUGAUCUUAAGUGAUGAGCUCAAUCAUGCAUCUCUGGUUCUGGGUGCCCGUCUCUCUGGCGCUACCAUCCGUGUAUUUAAACACAACAAUAUGCAAAGUCUGGAGAAGUUGCUCCGGGAUGCUAUGGUGCAUGGCCAACCUAGAACCCACCGGCCCUGGAAGAAGAUCCUCAUCCUCGUUGAGGGAAUUUACAGCAUGGAGGGCUCAAUAGUGCGACUUCCUGAGAUCAUUGCCCUAAAGAAGAAAUACAAAGCCUACCUGUACCUGGAUGAGGCCCAUAGCAUAGGGGCACUAGGACCAAGAGGCAGAGGUGUAGUGGACUACUUUGGCCUGGAUCCAUGUGAUGUUGACAUCAUGAUGGGCACUUUCACAAAGAGCUUUGGUGCCGCUGGAGGAUACAUCGGAGGAAAGAAGGAGCUGGUUGAUUACCUCCGCUUACAUUCUCACAGUGCAGUUUAUGCUACCUCAAUGUCCCCGCCCAUCACCCAGCAGAUUAUCACUUCAAUGAAGUGCAUUAUGGGAGAGGAUGGCACCACAUUAGGUCAGGAAAGACUCUGUCAGCUGUCAGAAAACACAACCUACUUUCGCAGGAGAUUACAUGAGAUGGGCUUUAUCAUCUAUGGGAACAAUGACUCCCCUGUUGUACCCUUGAUGCUCUACAUGCCAGCUAAAAUCGGAGCAUUUGGGCGGGAGAUGCUGAAGAGGAACAUUGGGACAGUGGUGGUUGGGUUCCCUGCUACGCCCAUCAUUGAGUCCCGAGCUCGUUUCUGUGUGUCUGCCGCCCACACGAGAGAGAUGCUCGACACAGCUUUAAAUGCCAUCAGUGAAGUUGGAGAUCUACUCCAGCUGAAAUACUCCAGAAAAAACAGACGUGGGAGUGAAGGAACUGACUGUUUUUCAUAUCUGGAGAGCCACCUUGACUAGCACUUUCUCAUGAUGGACUGAUUGUGUCUUUCUUCCACCCCAGAGCGAUUUAUGUCAUACUAAAGCAUCAUUUUCAUGUUGAUUCAUUUCAGUGGAGACUCAUUGAAGCCCAUCAACUGACCAAAUUUCAAGUCUUACCUUUGGGUUAAGUAAACAAUAUUCAUUUCAUCGUGCAGUAUCAACUGUAGUGAAGACUCCACAUCACUGUGUUCAGCAUCAGAAAUGACACAGGAUAAAAGUUCAUGCCUUAGUGUCAGGGCUAAUGUAUCCUUCUACACAGUCUGAAACAAAUGAGAGUACACAAAAUUAUUUUCUGAUAUUUUAUACAAAUAUGAUCGGUGUUUCUGUCUUGUUUUCCAUUAAAAUAUGUUAAAUAAGAUUAAUUUACUCAGGGUUAAGGUUAGAUAAUAGUCUUUUUACUCCAUUUGCAAACAAAGUUCAUAAUAAAUUUAGUAAAAUUUAGUAAGAUUUAUGCUUUAAACGAAAAAACAAAACAAAAAACAGCCAGUGGAGGACAAUAAACUUAAUUCAAGACAUAUAUUGUCUGAGAAGUCUUAUUAUAUUAUAGUUUUAUUUUCAAACUAGUAAAGCUUUAAGCAAAAUUUAAGGAUAUUUAGAUUUUUACUGCAAAACAAGACAGAAAUCCUGAUUAAGAAAAUGAUUUUUUUUUUAGUGUACAAGAAAACAGUGACCCCCACACUGGCAUAUAUAUAAAGAAAUCUACUUAUGAAGGACAGAAAUUAUUAUAAACCGUAAAUAAGAAUGUGACUUCAUAUCUAUAUAUAUGUAUCUAAAAAAAUAAUAAUAUUGACGUAUUUAUUAAUGCACAUUUCAAUGUGUCUGCAUUUAACUUAUCACAUACUUGCUUUGCGAAGGUCCACAAAUCUUCAAAUAUCAAAUAUUUUUUUCACAAUGCAAAUAUCACCAAGUAGCUAAAUUAGCGAUGUCUUAAUGAACCAUUUCAAAAGGAAUAUUAACAACAUUUGUUUCAUCAGAACUUUCUAGUAUGGAAAAUUAUGAUGUUUUCUGUAUUUUAAUUUGAGUUGUGGUACUUUCCACAAAUAGGGUACAGUUUGGUGUCCCUUUAUUUAUUUAUUUUAUUUAGUUUAGUAAGCACUAGAGGAACAAAGCCCAUUAAUUAGCCCAUACAUUUCCAAACAUUAUUUGGACAUUUUUUUGUUUUGUUUUUAAUUUAAUUUUUAUUGAUAAAUAGAAAAAAAAUAACAAUCACAUACAUCCUGGAUUUGUUAAACUGUAUGUACACGUCUCAAAUUUGGUAAUAAUGUUUUAAAAACUGCAAACAUCAUAAACAUAUAAUAUUUAGUUAGACAUUUUCUGAAGGUUAUGCCUUACACUCGCCAUCUGUUUAAAAAUGCACUUUUUACCCAGAAUUUCAGGACUUAAUUUGUGCUCUAUUUUUGGAAGGUGCCUUUAUGUCUUACUUGAAUGUCUGUUACUUGCUGACAGUUUGCACAUCUCACAACUAAGUAUGUCAUCUGCACUUACUAAGUUUAUGAUGUCUUAGCCAGGGCAUUUCACAAAGACAGAAAUCUUUCAUUGAGCCAACAGAAAUAGACUGACAUUGUUCAUUCGUUUCAUUCUUUGUCUGCUGUUAACAGACAGCAGUGAAAAAUGUUUGUUGCCUUUUGUAUUGUUAUAUAGUUGCUUUUGAUUUGCUCAUUUUAAGAGAAAUAUUUUUUUUUUAAGAAUUUGUGUUCUUCUAACCAAAGUGCUAAAUACGGGUCACUGAUAUAUGAUAUGAAAUGAGCUCUUGUCUGUAUGUAUGAUGAUGUGGCUUAUGAAUGCCUGUCGGAUGUACAUUUUUUUCACCUUAAUGUUUUUUUCUCCAUUCCCUGUUGUGUUUUUUGAGUCUUGUUCUUAAUCGGAAAGGCAGCUCUGAAUGUCUCUGAAAGCAGACAUAAUAUGUAAGUGGGACUAUUAUGAACUUAGAGCUACUAAUGACUGUUAAGAGAUGCAGAUAUGACGUCGGCACACUGGCUUUAAGCAGCCUGUAUAAAUGCAAGUAAUGCCACCGAGCUGCAUUUGACUGUGAAACCAAAGGGCAUUCCACAGUUUUUCUUUGUUUUUUUCUUAUACAUUUUGAGUUGCAUUUUUCAUCAGAUAUGCAUACUAUCACAUUUGUCACACUUCUCCAUGCAAGAAACUGAAAUUCAUUGAAUGUGACUGAUCAGUUGUUUCUGAAGAUAAUUAAAUAACUUAUAUUGAA
This is a messenger RNA of Cyprinus carpio (common carp), 4073 nucleotides long. RefSeq names its product serine palmitoyltransferase 2-like. Gene Ontology annotation, biological process: ceramide biosynthetic process; sphingosine biosynthetic process. The transcript has 12 exons. The record is from RefSeq and is a predicted model, not a curated record. The coding region runs from base 149 to 1846 and encodes 565 amino acids. Gene Ontology annotation, molecular function: pyridoxal phosphate binding; serine C-palmitoyltransferase activity. Gene Ontology annotation, cellular component: serine palmitoyltransferase complex. NCBI's taxonomy places the organism in Eukaryota, Metazoa, Chordata, Actinopteri, Cypriniformes, Cyprinidae.